UAUAAUUGGGUACCUCCUUUCAUGCUUCACAGAAUCAACAUUGGGUACUGUAAAGUAGGUCCUGCCUUUGGGGUAUGGCUUCAAUCUCAAACUGAACUAGUCUUCAUCAAACUUCGGGGUACUGGGAUCUCCGAUUCUAUACCAAAGCACUGGUUCUUGAAAUUAUCUUCCAAAGUCGAAUAUUUGGAUUUAUCUUACAACCAAAUCACUGGAAACCUUCCAUUGGAAUUGAAUUUUCGGAAUACUCUAAUUUUGGAUGUGAGUAACAAUCGAAUUGAUGGGCCAUUCCCACUUUGGUCUGGUAACCACGUGAUCCGCCUUGAGCUUGAAAUGAAUUCAUUUUUCGGGCACAUUCCUUCGAAUUUGGACGAAAGGUUUCCAAAACUGGUGGCAUUGUAUCUCGCGGACAAUCGUUUGAAUGGUACUAUUCCAAGCUCCAUUUGCAACAUGCAAAACUUGCUAGUCCUUUCGCUGAGAAACAAUGAGUUAUCAGGAGAAUUUCCUCAAACAUGGAGUCUGUUGCAUGAGAUCUUGAUCAUAGAUGUUGCACACAACAAUCUAUCAGGCAAACUUCCUAGUUCGAUUGGUGUCCCGGGCGCUCUUUUCAUGUUGAAGCUGAACAACAACAACUUCGAUGGUGAAAUUCCUCUUUCCUUGCAAAAUUGCACUUCUUUGAGGAAUAUUGAUCUCGGAGAUAACAAAUUCACUGGAAAAAUACCUUCAUGGAUAGGAUCAGAGGUACCACUUGUCUCGAUCUUACGAUUGCGGUCCAAUUUUUUCAGCGGAGAAGUCCCCCAACAGUUGUGCAAUCUUGGCUACCUUCACAUCCUAGACCUUGCACACAACAACUUUUCAGGGACUAUUCCCAAGUGCUUGAAUAAACUGAGUGCUCUGACGCAUGGAAAUUUCAGUGCGUAUGAUUUAUAUGCAUAUUAUGACCAAGAAACAUCAGUGGUGAAGGUAAGACAACUCGACUAUCAGCCGCAGACUCUAAUGUUCGUCAGCAGCAUUGAUCUUUCAUCGAAUAACCUCGAAGGUGAAAUCCCUGAAGAAAUAUCCAGCCUCGCUCUACUGCGUAACUUGAACUUGUCGAUGAACCAAUUGAGAGGAAGCAUUCCAUCAAAGAUUGGGAACUUGCAGUUUCUCGAAGCUCUUGAUCUUUCGAUCAACCACCUUUCAGGAGAGAUUCCUCAAAGUAUUUCACUUCCGACGUUCUUGUCUCACUUGAACUUGUCUUAUAACAACUUGACCGGUAGAAUUCCUUCGGGCAGCCAGCUUCAGACACUCACGGAUCCAUCCAUUUACGAGGGUAACCCGUCACUGUGUGGGGUUCCUCCUUCAACCAAGUGUCCCGGAGAUGAUCACACUCCUACAAAAGACAAUGAUCAUGAAGAUGGAAAUGAUAAGUUUUGGUUCUACGUUAGCAUAGCACUCGGAUUUAUCGUAGGUUUUUGGGGUGUCUGUGGCACAUUAGUCGUCAAGAAAACAUGGAGGUAUGCUUAUUUUGGAUGGUUCGAUGCCAUUAAGGAUAAGGUACUGCUGGCAAUUGCAGUGCAAAUGGCUCGUUGUCAAAGGAAGUUUUGAUUAGAGUAGAAAUAUGAAUGUCGUUCUUGAACUCAGAAAAUUUCAAAUAACUAUAAGAUACAUGUACUGUGUGAUUUUUAUUUUUUGUUCUUGUGUUGGAAUUUACGAAUGUACUUGCACUAGAUGUUUGAUGAAUAAGUUUGGAAUAUCAAUUGCCAAUAGCC
Molecule: messenger RNA, 1748 nt
Organism: Malus domestica (apple)
Lineage: Eukaryota; Viridiplantae; Streptophyta; Magnoliopsida; Rosales; Rosaceae
Source: RefSeq, a predicted model, not a curated record